Vicia villosa (hairy vetch) is the source of this 1561-nucleotide messenger RNA. RefSeq names its product heavy metal-associated isoprenylated plant protein 41-like. NCBI's taxonomy places the organism in Eukaryota, Viridiplantae, Streptophyta, Magnoliopsida, Fabales, Fabaceae. Gene Ontology annotation, biological process: rRNA base methylation. Gene Ontology annotation, cellular component: cytoplasm. Bases 1 to 1290 code for a protein of 429 amino acids. Gene Ontology annotation, molecular function: rRNA (uridine-N3-)-methyltransferase activity. The transcript is spliced from 3 exons. The record is from RefSeq and is a predicted model, not a curated record.
AUGAAAAGAGCAGGAAAAUCAAAGAAAAGGGUUUGCAAGAAACAAUGGAUGAAAAGAGAAGAAGAAGAUGAAAGAGAGUUUCCGAAAUGGAUGACACAUUACUGUAGUGAUCACCAAAUACUUUUGGUUGGUGAUGGCGAUUUCUCAUUCUCCCUUUCCCUCGCUAAAGCAUUUGGUUCUGCCGAUAACAUUGUUGCUACUUCUCUCGACACCAAUGCCGAGGUUACCAAGAAGUACAAGAAUGCAAAGUCAAAUCUAGAAGAAUUGCAGAAGCUGGGAGCAUACUUGUUACAUGGAGUUGAUGCUACAAAAAUGAAAUUUCAUCCAGAUUUAAAAAUGCGAAGGUUUGAUCGCAUAAUAUUCAACUUUCCUCAUGCAGGCUUUUACGGGAAGGAAGAUAACUCAAUGAUGAUCAAGAUGCAUAUGGAUCUUGUGUUUGGAUUCUUCAAGAACGCAACUCACAUGCUUAGGAUCAAUGGUGAAGUUCAUGUCAAUCACAAAACUACUCCUCCUUUUGAUACCUGGAACAUAGAGAAGCUCGCCGAGCAAAGCUUUCUGAUGAUGAUCGAGUGUGCUGAUUUCAAGCAAGAAGAUUAUCCAGGUUAUAACAAUAAGAGAGGUCAUAGAUCUCGAUGUGAUGACCCGUUUCCUCUUGGUAAGUGCAGUACUUUUAAGUUUGUAUACAAUCCUAGAAGUAUGAAAGACCUUUUGAGGAGAAAUCAUGUGGAGGUUUCGAGACAGCAAGAGAUUCAGAACAUGGAGCGAUUUCCAGCUGCAGUUUAUCUCAAUUAUCAUCCUCAAACAGGUUUCGUUCAAAAACCGAAUCAACUCGAUUACUACCCUCAGACAAGUCACUUUCCAAAAACAGAUCAACUCGAUCAUGAUCCUCAGACAAGUCACUUUCCAAAAGCAGAUCAACGCAAUCAUCAUCCUCAAAGAGUUGCUUCUUCUGCUGACCAUUAUCGUUAUGCUCGCGAUACGACACAUGACACUCAAAGAUUGCUAUACCCACCAAUGGAGUCAAGUUACAACCAAUUUUCGCAACUGUGGCAGAUACCAACUAAUUGUAGACUUGGUUUGACAGAACACCAUAGAAGAACAAUGGAUGUUAGAAUGGAUGGCUACCGCCAAUAUCAACAAGUCUUUGAAAGAAGCUCAGCAUAUUUGGAAGAAGAACUUAAUAGAAAUGCUGAGAGGCCAGGUAACUGUUAUGAUAUAGCAAGGCAUGAGUUGGAGAGGUACAAUGCUGAAGUUUGUAGGAGAAAUCUAUGUUAUGCAAUGAGUAUGUAGAUGCUACAUAGAAGGAUGAUAUUUUGUUACAUACUACAGCUAGCUAUAUGGAGUUGUGAAACUGGUGAUUUUGUUAGCAACAUUCAGUUUGUGCAGGAUGCUUGCAUGAAUGCUAUAAGAAAUUAAUCUUUAUAGCCUUUAUUUAUCAUUAAGUUGACAUGUUCACUUGUCAUUAUAGCUUUUAUUUUCUUUUUUGAUACUCCAUUUGUUUCAUAUUAUUUGUCAUACAUGUGUCAAAUGGAGUAACACCUCUCCAUUUCCAUGUAUUUAA